Messenger RNA from Tribolium madens (black flour beetle), 1500 nucleotides. RefSeq lists its product as uncharacterized. Lineage: Eukaryota; Metazoa; Arthropoda; Insecta; Coleoptera; Tenebrionidae. The record is from RefSeq and is a predicted model, not a curated record. The transcript is spliced from 3 exons. Bases 260 to 1462 code for a protein of 400 amino acids.
UACGUGAAUCUUGAAGUACUAGGGAGGAAAAUAGGUCAGGGGUGUAUACAUCGUAAUUUACCUUCGCCAUCUUUUGACCUAAUUGCAGAAAAAUCUGAUUUCAUCUCUAUAAAUAAACGGGAAAAAGUCUAACGAUACGUGGGACUUACUUAUGGCAAGUCAAAACACCUACAAAACUUUCUUCUGAGUGAAAUUUUAUAAGUAAGUCGAUCCUUGGCGAUAUUCUCAUCAGUAGCGAUUCGCAAAUGAAAACAGAACAAUGGUGACCAAAGUACUAGUGCUAGUGGUUGUGUUACAAAUACAAACUUGUAUUACAAUCAAAAAUAAUUUGAAUAAAACCAGCGAAAUACUCUUCAACUUGGCGAAUUAUGCCAUCGAAAGUCGUCAAAUUCGCAAUCCGUGUCUUUACGAACGCGACGAAUCGAAAUAUUACACUUGUGUCAAAAAACUAAGACUGCGCCAGUACGGCCAUCUUCCAUACCCUUCAAACUACGCUCAAAAUUUCAACUAUCAUCCCCAAAAAGCCUACCCCAGUUUCAUCCCGUACCCCCCUCGCCCACACCAAGACCAACAAAGCAUCAUGGAUGUGCUGUUUACAAUAGCAAAAAAUGACGCACUUCGCUGCGUCCCGAGAUUACUUUGCGAAGUUACUUCAGAUACGAUAUCCAAAAGUCGGCAAGGUUUCGCUUUACCGACUUUACCAUUAAAUAUUGAUAUGGGAUCAAUAAUUAGAUUGUUGGCAACUAUAGACAUUCCAGGUGGUUCACCGAUUCCGGUUUUUGCCAAAGCCGCACUUUUGGGUUAUGUCUCAAAAGGAAAUUCAGAUUCUUGUUUAGAUGCCUACCCUCAGUGCCCACGUGAUCCGAACAAACUGGUUCACUAUUUGAAUAAUUAUAAUGGAGGUUUCUUCAGGUUUUUUAAAGGAGUAGACACGCGACCGGGUCAAGUGAUAAAUUACCCUCAAAAUUUUCCCUUAAGGCCCUAUCAGAAUUCGAUUGCACAGGAGCGGAUACAGAAUAGGCCGUUACAGUAUGUUUCGAAUAAUUAUGUUGGUAGUAGUGACCCGGUUGUCUUUUCUAAUAAUGAUGAUUUUAAUGUGUAUAGUCGCUUACCUAAAACUUUAUCGUUCCCCAACGACGAUGAUAAUCGUUUUAACGAAUUUGCAUUCAAGAAACCGAAGGAAUUACCUUUUUCCAUUAGUGAAUAUUACUCUAAUGAAUUGGAUUUACAAAGGCCUUUACCUAAUCAUAGAGUAACCCCUAUGAUAUUUCCUGACAGAACAGGAACUGGAGAUUUGAGGCUGGAUUUGGAGGAAUUAAAUGAAAAUUAUAAACAGUCAAAUAAUAACUUUGUAAGCUUUCGGCCUGUAGAAUCUAAUGAAGGUUCUUAUUACCGUGGGGCAAAGGGUGUUUCAAGUGACGAAUUCAAUACUAACAAGGCUGUAUUUAGUUUUCCUGUUUAAUUAUUUAAUUUAUUGUUUUAUUAAAUGUAUUUUUGAGA